Ilyonectria robusta is the source of this 1751-nucleotide messenger RNA. RefSeq lists its product as uncharacterized. The transcript has a single exon. Bases 143 to 1447 code for a protein of 434 amino acids. NCBI's taxonomy places the organism in Eukaryota, Fungi, Ascomycota, Sordariomycetes, Hypocreales, Nectriaceae. The record is from RefSeq and is a predicted model, not a curated record.
GUAGCUUUUAUCUUAGUAACUGUUACGGCCAUCGUUGCUCACGCGCCUCGAUUAAAACAGGGCACAUACCGACCGGUUCGGAAACCUAAACGAAACGAAACGAAACGACUAAGGAAUGAUCUGACAGGCAACACGAGACAACAUGACGCUUCAAAAUGAAUUUUCGGUGUUUAGGAGGUGUUUUAGCAAAGUAGGAUGGCUGCUCUCCAUUAGAAGCGCAAGGCGGGGGAGAAAGACGCGCCCACACAUCAAUACGGGAAGAUUCGGGAAGCCCCCCAAGAUGGAGAAGGGAGAAUUAGGAAGGCGUUUCAGGGCCGCAGACUGGACCAGAGAAGUAUCAAAACCCGUCACAUCGCGACCUCAACAACUGACGGUGCCCGAGUACUAUAUGCGUGGAGCGCUGGCAACCGCUCCAGUCGCACAGCAAUCUUUUCGAGAAAGAAUGAUCCAUGCGAGGCUUGGGAGGAGCAAUGAAGCCCUGGGGUCUCACCCAGUAAAACAACCCAGUCCCUUAAAAAGCUAUAGCUUUACGCAGCUUGGGAGGCGUAGCGAGGCCUUGGGGCCUCGCCCUACUGCGCACCCGAGCCUCCGGAGAAGGGAUCGCUUCAAGGACCUCGCGGGUAGAGGGCUUGUCGACAACACGGAAGUGGAGGAAGACAACUGGUCGACAAUGGCGAACUUGGAUACCGGCGGCAGUUACAACUCCGAUUCAUCAGAGCAGGACUUUGAUUCAGAGGAGAGCUCGGACUCAGAGCCGGACUCAGAGCCAGACUCUACUCAAGAGGAGAGUUCAAGUUCAUGGCUGGACUGGAGUUCAUGGUCGGACUUGGGUUCAGGGCUUGGCUUGAGUUCAUGGCCGGACUUGAGUGAAGGGAAGUGCUUGGCUUCGGAGCUGUGCUUGGAGCCGGACUAUACUGGAAAGUCAAACUGGGAAUCGGACAUGAUUGAGCCCAUGACGGAAAAUACAGAUGUCGCAAUCAAGCCAAAGUCUGCCAGCCUCCCUCCUAAGACGACGGAGCAGCAGCUGGAGGAUAUGAAGACUCAGGUAUCAACCUGGCGGACAAAAUGCGACACGCUACGAGGAGAAAAUUCAGAUCUUCAGCGGCUGGUGGACGGAAUGCGGUGGGUGUGCGAGGAUUACCUAGAGCUGGGUCCAAACAACCGCGUGACAGGAGCACAGGCGGCCUUUCUGGCGGAGGAGAUGAAGGAGCGGUUGCGUUGGUAUGAAAAAAAAUGCCCUCAGCUCCGGGAUGAGUAUGACACUGUUGAAAAGCAGAACUUAGAAGCAACGGCCGAGAUCAAGCGUGAGGUCAAGCUUAAGAUGGUGGCUCGAGCCAAAAAAUGGGCCAAAGGUCAAGCCAAGGAUCGGGUCCAGAAUCAGGCCGAAGAUCAAGCUAAAGAUCAAUCCCAUGGUCAAGCCAAUGACCAGUCCCAGGGUCAACCAUAAGAUUAACUCUGAGAUCGGCCGAAGGACUAUUUCUGAGGGCAUGGCUGAGGCCGGGGAUGUUUCACGGAUAAGGGCCAGACAAAGGAGGGCCCGUAUAUAUUGAGGGGUGCCAGUUGUAUUUUCUCGAUUUCUCUUCCCACGUUUUAUUUUCCUUUUGUUCUUUCUUUUGUAAGUCUUCUCUUUUUCUUUCCAUUUUCCUUUGUAUUUCUGUGUUUUUCCUGAGGGGUCCAUUCAUUGACAGCGAGAUGGGGGAAUGUUAUUUCGACGAAUAUACUAUAUAGCAUCACGCAUCACACAUCAUGCA